Messenger RNA from Setaria italica (foxtail millet), 754 nucleotides. Its product is annotated as ergosterol biosynthetic protein 28. Gene Ontology annotation, cellular component: endoplasmic reticulum; membrane. The record is from RefSeq and is a predicted model, not a curated record. The coding region runs from base 78 to 509 and encodes 143 amino acids. The transcript is spliced from 3 exons. Gene Ontology annotation, molecular function: protein-macromolecule adaptor activity. Lineage: Eukaryota; Viridiplantae; Streptophyta; Magnoliopsida; Poales; Poaceae.
AAAAGAGGUACUCGUGAUCCUGCUAAGACCCUUGCGCCCUCGUCCUUUUGGUCGUAGCCCGGGGCUCGUAAUAAGCCAUGGCCGGAGCAUGGACGAAGGGCGGCGUGCCCGCGCUGGGGUGGUGGCUCAUCGCCGUCGGCACCUUCCGAUCCGGCUACACCUGGUCCUGCUUCUUCGGCUCCGCGGCGUUCUGCUCGGCCACCUUCUCCGAGAUAGCGAUGACCGGCGUACAUGGGCGGACGGUCGCGGUGUGGACUCUGCUGUCGUGCACGCUCUGCUUCCUGUGCGCCUUCAACCUCGGUAGCAAGCCGGUCUACGCCGCCACCUUCCUAUCCUUCGUCUACGCCAUCGGCUACCUUGCCGUCGAGUGCCUGGUGUACCACACCAUGAGUGCAGCUAGACUCUCCCUGUUCAUCUUCAUUGCAGGGACAUCCAUUGUUUGGAUGCUGCUUCAGUGGAACUCCCAUGGCCAUGGCCCCCGUCCCCGUGAGGCUACCAAGCAGGCCUGAUCCUGGUUCUUUUAAUUUCCUGCCAAAAUAGUUGGCAUCUCCUGUGUGCCGACUAAUAUAAGCACGUAAUUAAUGUUUUAAGAGACUUUGCAGGGCCUCUUGCAUGCAACAUGGAAUUCUGUAAUUUUUUUCUUGUAAUUCUUGUUUCAUUAUCACGGCAGGUACUAGCCAAGGAGUGCUUCCUCUGUAACACUUUUGUCAUUGUGAUGCCACGCGUGAAAUCUGAACACACUUUUGCUACUACA